Messenger RNA from Guyanagaster necrorhizus, 1056 nucleotides. RefSeq lists its product as uncharacterized. Bases 258 to 821 code for a protein of 187 amino acids. The transcript has 2 exons. NCBI's taxonomy places the organism in Eukaryota, Fungi, Basidiomycota, Agaricomycetes, Agaricales, Physalacriaceae. The record is from RefSeq and is a predicted model, not a curated record.
UUAGGGGUUUGGCUCGAAUUCGAACUAUCGAGUUAGACGCUCUCCGUACUUAUACGACGCCAAUUUGGUACAGGUGUCGAUCAUCUUCGGGCCGAACAAAAUAACUUGAACCAGUGGUUGACCAUAUUCGUCAAACAAAAAAAGACAGACUACCUUCGCAGCAGAACAAAGAAAAGCCUUUAUUGGGGUUGCCACUUGAUUAUUAUCAGGUCAAAGCACGCGUCCAUCGAUAUAAAAACUUGUCUGGAAGGGAAGUAAUGCAGCAAAUCCUGCUCCCCCGUCACCCAAGCACCAAGCACUACCGGCGUCUACCCAGCAUGACCCGGACGUCCAGACGCACGCGCGGCGCCCCAAAUCCAAGCGUCUCGGGCACACCUAGUUGUACCACGCCAGUCCAGCCCGAGGCCACCGUCAAAUUUCGAAGAGUCGCCCGUCGACUCCCCAAGCGGCCCCCCUUACCAUUCAUCUUCCCACCUCCUGAUACCCCUACCAGGCGUCGCCGCCGUCGUACCAGACACAAGAGAAAAGCAACAAAAAAGGAAUCAGACGAUGACGAUGACGACAACGACGAAAUGGAAGUUCCACCAGUGCCUCCGGUAGCAGAAGCCCCCUUGAGACACGGACGCGUUAGGGCGCGAAGCGAGUCCGUUAUGAGAAUGCUCAUGGGGUCGAUGAACGUCCCUACUCCUCCGUCUUCUCCGGCUCCUGUCCGCGAGGGUACGCCUGCACCGGGGCCGUCGAGUUUCUUUGGAUCGUACGUUACUCAAGUCGGCGAAGAAGCGAAGGAUCAAAAGAUCCCUCGUUCUUCCUCAAGAUCGUGAUAUGGAGCUCUGGGUGGCCAUUCAUUUACCUUUUACAUGCAUUCCUUAAAUAUCCGUUCAUAUUCCUUACAACUGCUUUUCCCUCAAUGCUUUUGUCAGAAGACCGUUGUGUUCAGUAGUAUGUCGCUCGGUUGUCUCCGAACUUAGUAGAACUUUCCAAGUUCACCGCAAUGCACCGAUAGUUAUCACGAGCUCUAUAAUGUAUUCAGAUGCUACAGAAUUUACGAUCUUGCAC